This is a messenger RNA of Zymoseptoria tritici IPO323, 676 nucleotides long. Its product is annotated as 40S ribosomal protein S24. Gene Ontology annotation, molecular function: structural constituent of ribosome. The coding region runs from base 51 to 455 and encodes 134 amino acids. The transcript is spliced from 3 exons. Gene Ontology annotation, cellular component: ribosome. The record is from RefSeq and is a predicted model, not a curated record. Gene Ontology annotation, biological process: translation. Lineage: Eukaryota; Fungi; Ascomycota; Dothideomycetes; Mycosphaerellales; Mycosphaerellaceae.
GGCCGCCAACUUCACCCAACGACAAUCCUCCCACACAACACACCGCAAUCAUGUCGGACUCCCAGGUGACGCUUCGCACGCGCAAGUUCAUCCGCAACCCACUGCUGGGACGCAAGCAGAUGGUCGUUGACGUUCUCCACCCAUCCCGCGCAAAUGUCUCCAAGGACGAGCUCCGUGAGAAGCUCGGCCAGCUCUACAAGACCUCCAAGGACCAGGUCUCCGUCUUCGGAUUCCGAACACAGUUCGGUGGCGGCAAGAGCACCGGUUUCGCCCUCCUUUACGACUCCGCCGAGGCGAUGAAGAAGUUCGAGCCCCACUACAGACUUGUGCGAUACGGACAGGCGACCAAGAUUGAGAAGGCCAGCAGACAGCAACGCAAGCAGAGGAAGAACCGCGGCAAGGAGACCCGCGGAACCGCCAAGACCAAGGCCGCCAGCAAGGACAAGAAGAAAUAAACGGUUCGCAUCGAUACAGGAGUGUUCUGUUUUUGGUGGUGGAAGGUGGCUGCAAUGGGGUUCGAUUACGCUUUUCUGGCCUCGCUGCAAGCAUGGUGUGCAGCUAUCGGAUUCUGCUCUUGCAUGUGUUCGGUGUGCUGGGAAAAGGGCACCGAUCUUGGCGUUGAUAUGCUGAGGGUGUAGCUUACUACUACAAAAGGGCAAUGAAAGAUUCUGUCACC